Molecule: messenger RNA, 908 nt
Organism: Lotus japonicus
Lineage: Eukaryota; Viridiplantae; Streptophyta; Magnoliopsida; Fabales; Fabaceae
Product: LIM domain-containing protein WLIM1-like
Exons: 5
Coding region: 105-680 (191 amino acids)
Biological process (GO): actin filament bundle assembly
Cellular component (GO): plasma membrane; actin cytoskeleton
Molecular function (GO): actin filament binding
Source: RefSeq, a predicted model, not a curated record
UUGUUGGGAAGUCUUCUUUUGUCUCCUUAAUCUCCUGCUGCCAACAUACACUCACAGAGAUCAUAGCCUCCUUGCACAUUGGUAUGGUAAGAGAAUAAGAAAUCAUGGCAUUUUCAGGAACAACCCAGAAGUGCAUGGCUUGUGACAAAACAGUUUAUCUGGUUGAAAAGUUGACUGCGGACAAACGAGUGUACCACAAAACUUGCUUCAGAUGCCACCACUGCAAAGGAACCCUCAAGCUUAGCAACUAUAAUUCCUUUGAGGGAGUUCUUUACUGCAAGCCACAUUUCAACCAACUGCUGAAAAGAACUGGUAGCCUUAACAAAAGCUUCGAAGGGACACCAAAAAUUGCUAAACCAGAGAAAACCAGUAAUAAUGAGGCAAUCAAAGUCUCAAGUAAGUUUGGUGGAACCAGAGAUAAAUGUGCUGCUUGUGAGAAAACAGUGUAUCCCAUUGAAAAGGUUUCUGUGAAUGGAACUUGUUAUCACAAGAGUUGUUUCAAAUGCACUCAUGGAGGAUGUGUUAUUAGUCCUUCCAACUACAUUGCACACGAGGCCAAACUCUACUGCAAGCACCACCAUAUCCAACUGAUCAAGGAGAAGGGCAAUUUAAGCCAGCUUGAAGGUGACCAUGAGAAGAGUGAUAAAAUCAAUGGUGAAGUAGUUGCUGCUGAGACAUGAAAUCCUUGAAUUUUGAUAAGAGAGACUAAGAAUGUUCCAUUUCCUUAAGUUCCAUAUUUCUGUACCAUGGUGUUCAUGGUAUCGCUCUUUGCUUUUGAUAAAUAUGGUCCUUUUCUCUUUUUUCCCCUGUUUUGGUUGUGUGGAUCUCUAUCAUUUGUUUUCUCCUUUGUUGUGAAGCAGUGGAUGCUAAAUUUUGUUCUUAAAACUCUCAUUGGAUUCCUAUUGAUA